Messenger RNA from Hypoxylon trugodes, 1470 nucleotides. Its product is annotated as mitochondrial carrier. The record is from RefSeq and is a predicted model, not a curated record. The transcript is spliced from 3 exons. Gene Ontology annotation, cellular component: mitochondrial inner membrane. NCBI's taxonomy places the organism in Eukaryota, Fungi, Ascomycota, Sordariomycetes, Xylariales, Hypoxylaceae. Bases 352 to 1359 code for a protein of 335 amino acids. Gene Ontology annotation, molecular function: S-adenosyl-L-methionine transmembrane transporter activity.
CAGGUACGAAAUAAAGACACCCAGAUAAUAUAUAUAUCACUUAUAUUCUCAAUGAAGUAAGUAGUAUAUCAAGAACGGCCUACCUAGAAGAAUCACUUACUCCCUUACAAUGUAUAGUCGUAUAUGUCAUCAUAACCUCAUAUCGUUAUAGGGGUGCCGCUAAUCCGGACGCCGAGGUUUCACUACAGCAACUGUGCAUAAUCUUAUCAAUCUCAUCACUCAUCGGAGUUUCAAAUACAUACAUGUACAUUAACAAUUCAGAAUUAACAACAAACGAAACGCAAGCGAAGACAAUUCACAAUUUUUAAAAACUCCCUCAGGACUUCCCGGGGUUACCGGAGAGUAGUCAUAAUGAGUGGUAGUUCCAACCUCGAUGUCAUGCUGGCCGGCGGCGGGGCAGCAUUCAUUGUAGAUUUGAUAAUUUACCCAUUGGACACCCUCAAAACUCGCCAACAAAGUCGAGAUUUUAUCAAGACUUUCGCCGAUCCAACUACUAAAACAAAAUUGCCCUCAAGGCACCUUUUUAAGGGGUUAUAUCAAGGUCUAGGAAUAGUUAUCAUCGCCACAUUACCAGCCGCGGGGACCUUUUUCACCACCUACGAAGCCGCCAAGAAUUUCAUCAGUCGUCAUGGAUUACCAUUGGGUCUUCCACAACCCCUCGUGCAUUCGGGUGCUUCGGCCAUAGCGGAAUGCGCCUCGUGUUUAGUACUCACUCCAUCUGAAGUUAUCAAACAAAAUGCGCAAAUGUUGCAACAACAUUCUGGUGGUUCACGUAGAUCCGCCUCGCUUCAGGCUCUGAAACAUUUGGGAGGCGCCGGAGCCGGAGGCAAGUUGCUCUCGGGAUAUACCGCUUUAGUAGCAAGAAACCUGCCCUUCACGGCAAUUCAAUUCCCAAUUUUCGAAUUUUUGCGCGCCCGGAUUUGGGGCCGCCGACCGGGCGUCAAUGCUAGUGAACCUGGAUCCCUCGACCGACAGAAAGAGAAUUUACUUGAGACAGGCGUAAUUACAGGGACGAGCGCGGGGUUAGCAGGCAGUUUUGCCGCUGUUGUUACCACCCCCAUGGAUGUGGUCAAGACGCGGAUGAUGUUAUUGGCCGGUAGCGAUCGGGACGUUAAGCAAGGCGCCCAUGAUCGAAUAACUGCACCGCAAGAUGCAAGCAGAUAUAAUAAUCGAGGUGGCCUCGCCGUAGCACGCGAGGUUAUCGCUGAGAGGGGUGUUCCCGGCCUUUUUAGAGGCGCAAUUCUUCGUGCUGUCUGGACGGCGGUUGGCAGCGGCCUAUACUUAGGAACGUACGAAGUAGCCAAAAAUUGGCUGGCAAGAAGAAAAGUGUAUUAUAAUGAAGAUAAAAGCAUACUCUAAAUGAGAAAUAAACAAGCCUAUGUAGGUAGAGGUAUCCCAUAUCCUUUCUCCAAUCCCUCGCGCCCAACUAGCUUAUCGAACCCUGUCCCAUCCAUCCAUCCGUCCUAUCCA